AUGGAAAUGUUUAAAGGUGAAGUCAUGAAGAAAGAGCUGGUAAAAAUUAAUUUAAAGAAAGAAAAAACAGAUCAAGAAGUUUAACAAAUGAUGUAUAAAGAAAUAAUGUCCUUUAACAAGAUAAUAAAAAAUAUGGGUAAAUUUUAGAUAGAUUUUAUUUGAGCAAGAUAUUGUUUUAGGUAGAGGUAAGGUUCUAAUUUAUGGGAUAAGUCCAAACAUUUAUAGAUUGAAAAAGAAUAAUAUUUUAACUUAUGUAUUUUAAAGGAGAUGGGUUUCACAUUUUUAGUAAAUUUAUGAGAACCUUAAUUAAGAGAUAUUUAAACCAAAAGUCUUAAUUAUAGAGAGUAAUGACUGUGUAUUUGAAUCUAUAUCAACAAGAAUAAUUUUAAUUGCAAGGGUAAAAGUGCAUUAAAUGUAAUAUGAUUUACAGGUAGUAUAUGAAUUUGGACAGAUUAAUCAGAAAUCUAAAAGUUUAAGAGAAUAAAAGAAUGGUUUUGAAUUUGAUAAAGCUAAAAUUUACUUAAGAUUCUUAUGAAAUAAUUUUAUUUUGGGUGC
Messenger RNA from Paramecium sonneborni, 555 nucleotides. NCBI's taxonomy places the organism in Eukaryota, Ciliophora, Oligohymenophorea, Peniculida, Parameciidae. The record is from the annotation of a GenBank genome assembly.